Molecule: messenger RNA, 465 nt
Organism: Dracunculus medinensis (Guinea worm)
Lineage: Eukaryota; Metazoa; Nematoda; Chromadorea; Rhabditida; Dracunculidae
Source: the annotation of a GenBank genome assembly
AUGGAUGAUAUAUGGCGAAAUAUUUGGUCAAAAUUAUCCGCUCGUGACCAAUUACUUUGCAAACAAGUAUCAAAGCAGUGGAUGAAGCGAAUACGUGAAUUAUGCCUGGCAAGGCAAACGAUAGAUUCCGAGGUUUUAUACCGAUGCGGAAAUUCUGUAACAACAUUUCGUUUUGGUAUUGACCGCAAAUUCGUUUGUGGUUUUAAUCCAAGAACCACGCUUGACCCCGGCGUUAUCCUAAAACUUUUUCGUCAUUCACCAAAUUUAAAAAAAAUCGAAUUAUACGGUGCAUUCCUUCCACCAAGUCUCUUCACUCUAUUCGACCUAAUGCCGCAAUCGCUUGAGGUACUGAGGAUCAAUUCUUGUGUCAUUGAUGCCACAGAAUCUGGGACUAUUCGCAAUGCGUUAAUAACAGUAUUCCGAAGAUGUUCUGGAUUGAAAGAAUUUACUAUAAUAGUAUAUUAA